Molecule: messenger RNA, 1787 nt
Organism: Echinops telfairi (small Madagascar hedgehog)
Lineage: Eukaryota; Metazoa; Chordata; Mammalia; Afrosoricida; Tenrecidae
Gene: AP3M2
Product: adaptor related protein complex 3 subunit mu 2
Exons: 8
Coding region: 68-1324 (418 amino acids)
Biological process (GO): intracellular protein transport; endocytosis
Cellular component (GO): cytoplasmic vesicle; clathrin adaptor complex
Source: RefSeq, a predicted model, not a curated record
AAUCUCGCAAGAGCCCUGAGGCUUUCAAACCGAAACACGCUUUCCUUUCUCAUCAAAACGCUCCACCAUGAUCCAUAGCCUUUUCUUGAUCAACUCUUCUGGGGAUAUUUUCCUGGAGAAACACUGGAAAAGCGUGGUCAGCCGUUCUGUUUGCGAUUACUUUUUUGAGGCACAGGAGAGAGCUACUGAGGCAGAAAAUGUACCUCCAGUGAUCCCUACCCCUCACCACUAUCUCCUAAGUGUUUACCGCCACAAGAUCUUCUUUGUGGCUGUGAUCCAGACAGAGGUCCCACCUCUCUUUGUCAUUGAGUUUCUCCACCGAGUUGUGGACACAUUUCAGGAUUAUUUUGGAGUCUGUUCCGAGCCAGUGAUAAAAGACAAUGUUGUGGUGGUGUAUGAGGUACUGGAAGAGAUGCUGGACAAUGGGUUUCCAUUGGCUACCGAGUCAAACAUCCUCAAAGAACUCAUAAAGCCUCCCACGAUUCUUCGGACAGUUGUCAACACCAUAACAGGCAGCACCAAUGUGGGUGACCAACUUCCCACUGGGCAGCUCUCAGUGGUGCCUUGGCGACGGACCGGGGUGAAAUACACCAACAACGAGGCCUAUUUUGAUGUGAUUGAAGAAAUUGAUGCCAUCAUUGAUAAGUCAGGUUCCACAAUCACUGCGGAGAUCCAGGGUGUGAUUGAUGCGUGUGUCAAGCUGACCGGAAUGCCGGACCUCACCCUCUCCUUCAUGAACCCAAGGUUGUUGGAUGACGUCAGCUUCCAUCCCUGUGUUCGUUUCAAGCGCUGGGAGUCCGAGCGUAUCCUCUCGUUCAUCCCUCCUGAUGGAAACUUCCGUCUGCUCUCCUACCAUGUCAGUGCACAGAAUCUGGUUGCAAUCCCAGUGUAUGUCAAACAUAACAUCAGUUUCCGGGACAGCAGUUCCCUUGGACGCUUUGAAAUAACAGUGGGACCCAAGCAGACGAUGGGCAAGGCCAUAGAAGGAGUGAUUGUCACCAGCCAGAUGCCCAAAGGGGUCCUGAAUAUGAGCCUGACUCCGUCUCAGGGGGUGCAUACGUUUGACCCAGUUACAAAGAUGCUGUCUUGGGAUGUAGGGAAAAUAAAUCCUCAAAAGCUACCGAGUUUGAAGGGGACCAUGAGUCUUCAGGCUGGAGCUUCCAAGCCAGAUGAGAACCCCACCAUUAACCUGCAGUUUAAGAUCCAGCAGCUGGCCAUUUCUGGACUCAAAGUGAAUCGUCUGGAUAUGUAUGGAGAAAAGUACAAACCCUUUAAAGGCAUAAAAUAUAUGACCAAAGCUGGAAAAUUCCAAGUUCGAACCUGAAGGGAGAGUUUACAGAAGGAAAAGUUAUGAACAUUUGCUCAUGUCUUCUUUGUCUAAAAGUGAAAAAAAAAAAUCCAACCUGUCUCCUCGGUCAGUCCCCCGGCCCCACCUGCUCCCUGUUUUCCUUAGCCUGCCGUGCCAUGGAACCAAGCAAGGGGGCAGAGGGUCGCCAGGGAGAGCUGCACAGAGCGGCAACACAAUCAACAGCAGCUCAGGUUUCCAAGGAAGGGGGGUGACGGCAGGCAGAGAUGACAGCACACGUCACUAUUUUUUGAUGGCUGCCAUAGAGAAAGGCGUGCAUUCGUUGCUUGCUUGGCUUUAAUUAUCUAAAGCCAGUGAAAGAUUUCUUUGAUGCUGGUUUUUAAAGGUGGAAAGAAAGAUUACUUAAGACUCACUCUCACUCACUCACUUACUCUCUCACUCACUCUCAUUCACUGACUCACUCUCUCACUCACUCACUCAC